This is a messenger RNA of Asterias rubens (European starfish), 1292 nucleotides long. RefSeq names its product cation channel sperm-associated protein subunit beta-like. Gene Ontology annotation, cellular component: CatSper complex; cilium. The transcript has 11 exons. NCBI's taxonomy places the organism in Eukaryota, Metazoa, Echinodermata, Asteroidea, Forcipulatida, Asteriidae. The record is from RefSeq and is a predicted model, not a curated record. The coding region runs from base 153 to 1292 and encodes 379 amino acids.
UCCAAGAAAUCUCCGAACGUGGACACUCAUGUUAUCAUUUAUCAGUUGGAUCGCACAGAGAGAACGAUGGUUCAUUGAAUGGAAAAUUCUACAUAGAGCCAACUCAAAUUGUAUUCCUGUGUGAGAUUUCCCCUGAUGUUGGCCACAACAGCAUGGACACCCGUUCCAUUGGGCACGGCUUUAGCUCCAUGGGACUGGCACCUAGUGUGACCCUCAAGAACACCACCUGGAUUCGAACCCUUCACUUCCCACUUGACUCAUGGAAUAUCACACUAGGGGUAUGGCAGUUUGUUUCAUCCAAGGAGGAAAUCUUUACAGCGCAUAGUGGCUCAGAAGCUUGGACUGCCCAGGUGAGUCUGGACACCUCAACACAAUUCCUACAAACAGCUACAUCAUUACUGGAUCUCACUCAAGUGUCCAUUGUGAACACUAAGCUUGGAGAUCCUAUGGUAGCCGCAGGAGAAGUUGCCCAGCCCAGUCUGUUACUUGACAGUGCAGCUUCUCUACACUUGGCAACAGCACCAUGCUCGCCUGAUAUUGCAGUUCUUGGACUUGUGUAUAACACAACAUUAGAGGCACAGGGCAUUGUGAUUGGGGUAACACUAAAAAGCUUUGAAAUGGACGAGAACUCGACGCAUUGGUACAAUGUGACAGCUCAACUCUGCCAAUUGAUAUCUUUGAGUGAUUGUGGAGAGGUAACCUUAAUUGACCUGGUGCUGACGGCUGAUCCAUCCUUGCUUCUACUGACGACACACGGUCUGUUCCUUGGUCAACUCCCAAAUGACGACUUAUCGGAUGAUUCAACCUCAUCAAUUGAAACAUUCGCCCAGGGACAGGUUUCUUGGAGUGAGAUUGAUUUGGACAACUCGAUCUCAUAUUCCUCAUUCCAUCUUGUCCAUACGCCAGUUUGCCAUGAUAGCUACUACAAAUCAUCAACUGACCAAGAGGCAUAUGUAAUAAUGAUAGGAAAUGAGAGCAGUGAGAAGGAGAUCUUUCUGAGUUCUUCACCUUACUCUAACUGGACGAUCUCACCACCAAGCAGUAUCUUGAGCCAAUCUCAGAAUCUUCUUUAUGACCACCAUACUGAUAGCUUUGUUGCGCUACACCAAAAUAAGGCUUCCAAGUCGGUAAGAACCUUCAGUGCUAGCCAGCUUCUGGAUGGUAACGCAAGCAACCGCUCUCACUACCCACCCUUCCAGCUCCCAGGAACCUUCCAUCCUGCUCACAGUCAAGCGAUGUGUCUUCAUCCAACGGAGCAUGAGAUAUUCGUGUAUGGAAAUCAGGUAGGGUAG